GAAGAAGCAGGCGGACACACAGCUGCCGCUUCAAUACACCUUCAUCAUACUGACGCCGCUGCUGAGUAUUGGAAUGGACGGAUUUGUGGCCUUCAUAAGGAGCGGCGUUCCCACCGAAUGUCUGGUCUCCUACGGCUUUAGCGUUGUGCUGGGUGUCUUGCUGUGCUGGGCAGCUGUGGUAGUUCGUAUGGGGGUCUUUCUUUGCGAUCGCUUUGCCGCCCCAUGCGCGAGUGGCCUCUGCGAUUACCUGCAAAGUGUGGCAAUCUUCCUGGUCUUUGUGGUCGCCAUCUUCGCUGGUGUUGGUAUCGGCGCGGGUUCCUACACGAGAGGCACGGGUCCUGCUUUCUCGUG
Molecule: messenger RNA, 351 nt
Organism: Symbiodinium pilosum
Lineage: Eukaryota; Dinophyceae; Suessiales; Symbiodiniaceae
Source: the annotation of a GenBank genome assembly